Messenger RNA from Eubalaena glacialis (North Atlantic right whale), 2088 nucleotides. It is a transcript of the gene P2RX4, whose product is annotated as purinergic receptor P2X 4. Gene Ontology annotation, molecular function: ATP binding; extracellularly ATP-gated monoatomic cation channel activity; purinergic nucleotide receptor activity. Bases 104 to 1468 code for a protein of 454 amino acids. The record is from RefSeq and is a predicted model, not a curated record. The transcript has 12 exons. Lineage: Eukaryota; Metazoa; Chordata; Mammalia; Artiodactyla; Balaenidae. Gene Ontology annotation, biological process: monoatomic cation transmembrane transport; response to ATP. Gene Ontology annotation, cellular component: nuclear inner membrane; plasma membrane.
CGGCCGCGCCAGGCGGGGCUCCCGGGCGUGGAAGCGGCGGCGGGUCCGGCUACCGGGUUCAGAGCGCGGAGCCGGGCGGCGCGGCGGCAGCGGGGCACCAGCCAUGGCGGGCUGCUGCGCGGUGCUGGCGGCCUUCCUGUUCGAGUACGACACGCCGCGCAUCGUGCUCAUCCGCAGCCGUAAAGUGGGGCUCAUGAACCGGGCGGUGCAGCUGCUCAUCCUGGCCUACAUCAUCGGCUGGGUGUUUGUGUGGGAAAAGGGCUACCAGGAAAUGGACUCUGUGGUCAGCUCCGUUACUGCCAAAGCCAAGGGUGUGACCACGACCAACACUUCUAAACUUGGAUUCCGGAUCUGGGAUGUGGCCGAUUACGUGAUUCCAGCUCAGGAGGAAAACUCCCUCUUCAUCAUGACCAACAUGAUCGUCACCAUGAACCAGACCCAGGGCCUCUGUCCUGAGAUUCCAGAUAAGACCACUGUGUGUGAAUCUGAUGCCAACUGUACUGCUGGCUCUGCAGGCACCCACAGCAAUGGAGUUGCGACAGGAAGGUGCGUGCCGUUCAAUGAGACCAUGAACACAUGCGAGGUGGCAGCCUGGUGCCCGGUGGAGGAUGACACACAAGUGCCAACGCCUGCUUUUUUAAAGGCUGCAGAAAACUUCACUCUUUUGAUUAAGAACAACAUCUGGUAUCCCAAAUUUAAUUUCAGCAAGAGGAAUAUCCUUCCCAACAUCACCACUACCUACCUCAAAACGUGCAUUUAUGACGCUAAAACAGAUCCCUUCUGCCCCAUAUUCCGACUUGGCAAAAUAGUGGAGAACGCAGGGCACAGCUUCCAGGACAUGGCUGUCGAGGGAGGCAUCAUGGGCAUCCAGAUCAAAUGGAACUGCAACCUGGACAGAGCCGCCUCCCUCUGCUUGCCCAGGUAUUCCUUCCGCCGCCUGGACACCCGGGACGUGGACCACAACGUGUCCCCAGGCUACAAUUUCAGGUUUGCCAAGUACUACAACGACCUGACCGGCACCGAGCACCGCACACUCAUCAAAGCCUACGGCAUCCGAUUCGACAUCAUCGUGUUUGGAAAGGCUGGGAAAUUUGACAUCAUCCCCACCAUGAUCAACAUUGGCUCCGGCUUGGCGCUCUUAGGGGUGGCUCGACCCUCCAGGCUUAUUUCCCUUCCCCAUCCCUGCCUGCUUCCUCCUGCCUUUCUCCAAGACCACGCCCCUCGGGCCCUAACCUUUUCCCCCGGAGAGAUGGAGGAGCCUUUCAUUUCCUUGGAAGAUCCCAGGCUUUGUGGGAAGGGGCACACACAGAAUAAUAGGGGCCAAAGCAUCCUGUGCUACAUUCAGGCGACAGUGCUGUGUGAUGUCAUAGUCCUCUACUGCAUGAAGAAAAGAUACUACUAUCGAGAGAAGAAAUAUAAAUAUGUGGAAGACUACGAGCAGGGUCUUGGGAGUGAGACAGACCAAUGAUGCCCACCCCACACCUGGGCUUUCCUUGGCCCUCAUCAGAGCACAGCAAGGAGGGAGAAAAGGCUGCCUGCCAUGUCACCCCAGAGGAAGUUCCAGAUUCUGAGUCAGUCUCCACAAGUACUGCAGGGUUGCCCAGCUGCUCUCAUGUCUUGUGUGUAGGGUUUGCAUAGUAAACCACUAUGCACAUUGGUCACCUUCUGUCUGUGGCUGGGUCACCUUCUGUCUGUGGCUGGGUCACCUCCUGUCUGUGGCUGGGUCACCUCUGCUGUUCCUUCUAUUUGGGGUCACUGGGGCAAGCUCUGGCCCGAGGGCGGUGAAGUGGCUGUGGCUACAGGGCCGGGGCCUUCUCCAGGGCCGGGUCUCCUCAGAAGCUCCCAUCUCCAGCCCCCUUCGAGACAGGCCCAGUCCUCCGAAGCCCAGCAGCUCCACUCAAGCACUGUAUAAGGAAGGCGGGACACCUGGCUGUGCUUGUAGCUCUUCGGCACAUGCGGGCUGCUGUUCCUCUCCCCCAACCAGAGGCUUCAACCACGAGAUCAUGAGGCGGAGCUAGUGUUUUUCCUUUGAGAAGAGCUACGUUGAGAUGAUUGAGGACCAAAUAUUAAAACAAAUGAUUUUCUUAA